UUCUUGACGUGGUAGUGCGCAUGCGCAGUGCUCUCCUCACACAAAUCAACACUCUGAGCGGCUGAAGAACUUUGAUCUCAAACACGCUAAGUUCGCAAGAGUUCGCGGUGAGUUUGAGUUCAUAAACCCGCUGCUGUGACUCUGGACGGUCCGGUCGGUGGUCCCGUGUGCUCUGGACGAGUUUAUAAUCGGUUCACGAUGAGUUUGUGUCCAGUGAAUCCGCUGCUCAGGUUUUGUGUUCGUGGUUCUGAAUGUUUGAGUUUUUGAAGGGUUCGGGAUGAGUCUGGGCCCGGUGAAUCCGCUGCUGUGGUUCCGGGUGUGUGAUGAGGGGGAUCUGGAGAGCGCCCGGCGGGCUCUGGAGGAUCCGGGCGGGUUCGCUCAUGUGGACGGGACCGAUGAGGAGGGAAACACGGCGCUCAUGUUCGCGGCGGCCGGUGGACACGAGCAGCUGGUUCGGUUCUUACUGAGGAAAGGCGCUUCAGUGGACCGACGGAACCAUUACGGCUGGACUCCACUCAUGCAGGCGAGCAGGUUCGGUCAUCUGAACAUGGCUCAUAUCCUACUGGAGAACGGCGCCGAGAUCAACGGCAGGAACCGUAUGGGCGCCAGCGUCCUCACCAUGGCCGCUCGUGGUGGUCACAGUCACAUGAUCAAACUCCUCCUGGAGAACGGCGCCUUCGUGGACGACUUUGAUCACCUCGCCACGGCCGAGGGGAACGCCAGCACCAACAAUAACACCGUCCAUGGAGACAACGGGAAGAAGUUUCUGGAGAUCACGUCUCUGCUGGCCGCCGCGCAGCACGGACACGAGGCCGCGGCGAGACUGCUGCUGGAAUGGGGCGCCGAUGUGAACUUCUGUCAGAAGACGACGGGCUGGAGCGCGCUGAUGCUGGCGGCCGCCGGCGGGAGAGUGAACGUGACGCAGCAGCUGGUGGAGCGAGGAGCAGAUCCCGAUCAUCUCAACGUUCUGGGGAAGACGGCGUUUGAGGUGGCACUUCAACUGCAACACAAAGAUGUGAAGAACUAUCUGGACUCCAUCACUACCGUCAGGCCACAGCCAGAUGAUGAGAAGAAGCGGCCGGAUAUUUUCCACGCGUUGAAGUUAGGUAACGCUCAGCUGGUGAAGGAGAUGGUGGAGGAGGACUCGUCGCAGGUGAAUGUGUCUAACGCAGACGGCGCGUCUCCUCUGAUGAUGGCGGCGGUCAGCGGGCAGCUGGAGGUAGUGCAGCUGCUGGUGGAGAAACACGCAGACAUGAACAAACAGGACUCUGUUCACGGCUGGACCGCACUGAUGCAGGCCACCUAUCACGGGAAUAAAGACGUGGUGAAGUUCCUCUUGAAUCAGGGAGCAGAUGUGAAUCUGAAGGCCAAGAACGGAUACACGGCCUUUGACCUCGUCAUGCUCCUAAAUGACCCCGACACUGAGCUGGUGCGUCUGUUAGCAUCUGUGUGUAUGCUGGUGGAUAAAGAGAAGAAUAAACCACAGAGAGGGAAGUCAGCUGUGAAGAGAUGCCCGUCUGUAAAUGUGCCACCUCCUCCUGAUGACAGAGGCGGUCUGAAGUCGUGGUGGAACCGAAUGUCCAAUCGCUUCCGCAGACUGAAGUUAACGCACACGCUGAGACACGGACUCUCCACCAAUCGGCUCGCUCCGUUCCCCGACGAACCAGAAGUCCCUCUGGACGCCACAAUGAAAGCAGAGGACGGGCCUAAAGCGGAACCCAAGACCCCUCCAAAUGCUGACCUCUGCACGGCGUGGACCAGUGAGAGUAAAGAUGGCGGUCUGAGCGGAACAGGAAGUGGAAAAGAUGAUUUCCUUAUCACAACAAUGUUGAGGAACGGAGCGCCGCUCGCUCGUUUGCCCAACGAGAAGCUGAAGGCCGUGAUCCCGCCCUUCUUACCGCCGUCAAACUUUGAGCCGUGGAACUCGGAGCGCUCCGGAGUGAUGAAGGAGGGUCGCAGCAGGCACAUGCCACAGAGACCCAACAGAAGCAGCUGUGCCAACUCCGAUAUAACGUCCAUUAGUCGAGUCGUCAGCAGGUCCAUCAAGUUUCUCUCCAUCACUAAAGGCCCCUCCCCCUCAAACUCUGGCAGUUACAACUCCGCCCACUCAUCAGGCGGUUCUAAUGGUGUGGGAGGAGUCAACCGGCACACAUCCGACUCACACAACCGCUCAGGUGGCAGUGCUGCCGACAGCAUUCUCUCUCAGAUUGCUGCUCAAAGGAAAAGAGCUGCAGGUCUGUUAGACAGUAAAACACCUGCUGCAGAGAUGCCCAGUACUGUGCCAACACCGAUGCCAACUGUGCCUGAUGCCAGCCUUCCUGAGAGCCACAGCGAUGCCCACAACAGACAGAAAGCGGAUGUUAAGAAGAGACCUCAAUCAGGAAACUCGUCCACCUCUAAGAGCACGUCACCCACCCUCACGCCCUCUCCAUCACCCACCCCGAAACCUCUGGCUGCAGACUCGCUCUCGUCAGCCUCCACACAGCACCGAUCCAAGAGCAGCGGCGGCUCCAGCAGCGGAACCAUCACAGACGAGGAUGAGUUAUCUGGGAUAUUGAGGAAACUUUCCCUGGAGAAAUAUCAGCCCAUCUUUGAAGAGCAGGAGGUGGACAUGGAGGCGUUUCUGACUCUGACGGAUGGAGAUUUGAAGGAACUGGGAAUAAAAACAGAUGGACCGAGACAGCAGAUACUGGCGGCCAUCUCUGAACUCAACGCUGGCAAAGGAAGAGAACGACAGAUCUUACAGGAGACCAUUCAUAACUUCCAGUCGUCGUUCGGCAGCAGUGCCAGUAACCCUCGACCUGCCGGAUAUCCACACUCUCCGUCAGGGUGGAGCAGACAUCAGGUGCAGACGGCAAACAGGAGAUAACACACACACAUGAGGAUCUGUACUGUGUGUGAAGUAUCAGACGACUGUGAGUGCUGCUGGAGAUGGACACAUACACCUGCCGUACACCAGGGGGCGCUCAACACCAGCACACUCAUGUUCAUCAGUCACGGGUCACAGGUGUUCAUGUGAUCCAGGACCUGAUUGUGGAUGUUAGAGGAUUUUAGAUUCCUGACUGACAAGUUACAUGAAUGUUUAAAGAUCUAGAAACAUCUUCAUAAUGUCUGAAGAGCAGAAAUAUGAUCACGUGUGUCAUUUCUCUCAUUUCUGCCUCAUCUGUUUAAAGGCUGUUUAAACACACAAACUGUCCCGGACUGAUGAAGAAACAAGGGAAUUCUGGGAGAUGAAGUUUAUCUGUUUAUUCUAUUAUUUGAUCAUCUCUCAUCAUUACUCAUUUUCAUUAUUGUUUGUAUUUAUGUGUUUCAGCACAGUAUUAUUCUGUUGUAGCCUCCAAGUGUUUCACUGUUCAAAUAAAAGUCUGUUUUAAUCAUUCAAAUCAUCUGUCAUUUGGAUUUUGAGUGUGCAUGUGUUCCAUGUCUACA
This is a messenger RNA of Xyrauchen texanus (razorback sucker), 3429 nucleotides long. RefSeq names its product ankyrin repeat and SAM domain-containing protein 6-like. NCBI's taxonomy places the organism in Eukaryota, Metazoa, Chordata, Actinopteri, Cypriniformes, Catostomidae. Gene Ontology annotation, molecular function: protein binding. Gene Ontology annotation, biological process: innate immune response. The coding region runs from base 278 to 2869 and encodes 863 amino acids. The record is from RefSeq and is a predicted model, not a curated record. The transcript has 17 exons. Gene Ontology annotation, cellular component: cytoplasm.